Messenger RNA from Drosophila hydei, 1374 nucleotides. RefSeq lists its product as uncharacterized. Lineage: Eukaryota; Metazoa; Arthropoda; Insecta; Diptera; Drosophilidae. The coding region runs from base 292 to 1089 and encodes 265 amino acids. The record is from RefSeq and is a predicted model, not a curated record. The transcript has 2 exons.
UUCUCAUUCAGUUUACUGUCCAGUCGCACACAUCAUGUUUUUUGUUUGUUAGAAAUUCUUUUAUUUUGUUGUUUUCCUUUCAAAAUUUUUCGUUUCAACACUCCUCCGGCAAAAAGACACCCUAAAUUCAAUGUUUAGCUAAGUAAACCAACAAACGAGGAAGCUCGCUCUUGCAGUGCAGUGUUAAGAAGGUGACUUCUAUAUGAAUUAUGUGACAACAGCAGUACUAAAGAUUGGGCCCAGCGCGCACGAUUUUAGCAAUCUUUUCGAGCGCACCAUAUCCACACCAGGAUGGCCAUACACGAGCAGAUCGACAACCUCAACAUCUGGUGGUUCCCACGCGACUUCUGCCAGUCCCGUUUUGGCGAGUUUCAACAGAGUGGCACCAAUUCGUGCACUCUGAUAUCGCUGAUCCUGGCCGAUAAAGUGGGCAAGGCGGAAAGGUUCUAUCAUCGUGUGGGUGAACUGCCACCUCGCGGCUGGGAGCUAUUCGGGAAUGCAAUGAACGAUGGCAAUAAUGUCUAUCACAAUGUUAUAACAGCCCAUACGCCUUUAUCGCGAAAUCUGAAUCUUAAUAUACCAGACGCAAUAUCGGCUAUACGUUCACAGCAAAAGAUGAACUUCCGGCUGGAGGAGUGGUUCUACACGCAUAUGGAGGCCGAUCCUAGCAACCCCAUGUAUAAUCGCAACGUUGCUAUGCAGCUGUCUCGAAUCUUUCAGAUCACAUUGCAGGUAUUCCAACAGGCGGGCGGUGCUGGUGGUCGGGAGAUGCCAAGCAAUCUCUUUGCCGCGAUUAUUGCGGAUAGCCGCACGGUGAUGAUGACCUUUGAUUUUCGCGCAUCAAUAGUCGCUCUAUUCGAUUCUCAUCAGCAUGGCCGCGAUGCUGGAGCUGUGUUCGCCCAGUGCACCAUACAAAAUAUGGACGAUCUACUAUUCUGGUUCAUUAGUAUGCUGCACAAUGUCUACUCCAGCCGGCCCGCCCUCUUCGAGAUCUCGUUCUUGAGCUCACAACCGGGCGUGGCUAAGCGCAUACCACCUGCCAUCAAGAAGAUUGCGAAUGAGAUUAAAAAACCCACCAAGAUGCACUAAGAAAAGCCGAGCAAUAUCAUAUACAUAUAUAUAUAUAUCUUAAUCUCUAUACAUAUAUUUAUAUAUGUUUAUAUAUAUAUAUAUGAUAUAUGUGUACUAAAUAUGAUCAUGUAUUCAAAUCACAUGCUAUGAGGCAAAAGAGUUUCCCUUGUUUGCUGAUAUCGUUCGGAAUUCAAGAGUAAAAGUUGAAAUUAAAGGCUCGAAAAACCUAAAUUAUAAACAACUAAAUUCUAAACUUCAAUCAAUAAAUUUUGUAAUCUAAUCUUACAAAAAGCAAGAAAAAAA